AUGAUUAACCAGGUGAUAACAAGUGACCUGGUGAAGAACUCCCCGGACGUGAAGCAGCAUUACAAAGAGAUAUUAUCAGCAACAUCACGUGACAUGUCAGGGAAACGGAGGAACUUUAAGGGAGGAAAAGGGUUGGGUAAAGAGAGACUGGGUAUGAUAAACGGGCGAGUGUAUAUUAUCGGGGGGCUCGCAGACACGAAAGUCCCAUCAGACGUUGAGGUGUUCAUCCCUCACCACACAAAGCUAUCACGUGACCCCAACACUUUCGUCCGGAACACCUUCACACCAGCGGUUGAUGACGUCACAAAAACACACAGUGAUGACGUCAAAGUGAUGACGUCACAGCUCCCAGUCGUUACAGUGGAAUGUGGCGGAAGGAAUGUAACCAGGAGUUAUGGAGGUGGAGCUACUGUUGUGGACGGGGCUGUGUACUUGGUGGGGGGUCGGUCUGAUAGUGGCGUCUCUGAUAAGUUGUACCAGUUGGAGUUGCACUCACAACGGUACAAAGAGGUUGGCAAAGUGCCAGUUUGGUGUGAUCACGUGACUGUUACCAGCUCUGAUAAGAAAGUGUUUGUUAUCGGGGGUUAUCAGCUCUCUGACACUGGAUCUCUUACUCCUUCAUCUCUUGUUCAGAUAUACGAUACAGCUUCGCAGGAAUGGACGACAGGUCCAGAGUUAACUGUCCCCCGGGCUCAUGCAACAUCCAUCGGUAUUGACAGUGGCGGAGGAUUGGCCAGCAGAGUGUUAGUUUUAGGUGGAUACGGCACAAACAAACUCUCCUCGGUAGAACUUAUAACUGAUGGGGUAUCUGUGGAAAAUAUGCCGCCAAUGUUGAAACCAAGGCACGCUUUCUGUGCUGCGAUGGUCGAAGGUACAAUAAUAGCGCUAGGAGGCUGGAACGAACGAACUGUCGAGAAAUAUGAUUUCAGGAACAAACAGUGGAGUCUGCUGAAGGAUUUCCCGAAACAGAGGGACUGCAUACAGGGUGAAGUGUGUGAAGGUGUACUGUACGUGUUUGGCGGCGUCAAGAAGAACAAGAACGUGUCAACUAUAGAGAAGUACGAUUACGAGAGAGACAGCUGGCGAACUGUGGGUCAGUUCAUGGUACCCAGAUUAUACAGUGCUGUUGUGGUGACGUAGCAUAAACAAGUAAAACUCAUAACUGUGACAAUGAUGUUAACAAGAUGUUAAUAAAAGAUGACAAGAUGACAGAUGUUAAAAAGAUUGGACCAGAGUUUUUCAAACAUUUGGGUCUUAAAAAUACCCUGAAAUCUGACAACUGUGGCCGAGAAUCCUGCUCAAGAACUACGUUUUUUCAAUCAAUUAGUCAAUGUAAAAACACUAACUUUAGCUCAAUAAGCGAGUUCUGGAGUACGUUACCUGGGGACCCCAAGCUAUUAUAUUUAUGUUCAUAACCAUGAUCCGAAUAGAGAUUAGGCGAAAUGACAGGCGCAGGC
Bolinopsis microptera is the source of this 1457-nucleotide messenger RNA. RefSeq names its product kelch-like protein 17. The transcript has 8 exons. Lineage: Eukaryota; Metazoa; Ctenophora; Tentaculata; Lobata; Bolinopsidae. Gene Ontology annotation, molecular function: protein binding. The coding region runs from base 1 to 1140 and encodes 379 amino acids. The record is from RefSeq and is a predicted model, not a curated record.